Equus caballus (horse) is the source of this 1096-nucleotide messenger RNA. It is a transcript of the gene PTRH1, whose product is annotated as peptidyl-tRNA hydrolase 1 homolog. The record is from RefSeq and is a predicted model, not a curated record. Gene Ontology annotation, molecular function: peptidyl-tRNA hydrolase activity. NCBI's taxonomy places the organism in Eukaryota, Metazoa, Chordata, Mammalia, Perissodactyla, Equidae.
CACAGGGACACGGUGACGCCACGCCGCGGAAUGCGCGGGCACGCAGACACGGCCGCCGCCCUCCACUUCCGCCCCUCAGAAACAUGGCGGCCCCGCGGCCCGCCCCGCAUUGGACGCCGGCAGCGGCCCCUGCCGGAUGACGGCCGCGAUUGGCCGCGGGCUGGUGACGUCAGGGGGCGGGCUCCAAGCCGUGAAUGGGGCAGCAUGCAGCCGCCCGGGCUCCUGCGCGCGGGGCCGUGGCUGAGCCGGGCCAUGAGCCGCUGCGGUUUGGAGCCCCGGCCUCCCGGGAAGUGGUGGCUGGUGGCCGGCCUGGGGAACCCUGGAAUGCCCCGCACGCGGCACAGCGUGGGCAUGGCGGUGCUGGGGCAGCUGGCACGGCGGCUGGGUGUGGCGGAGAGCUGGGCCCGCGACCGGCGCUGCGCCGCCGACCUCGCUUUGGCCUCGCUGGGGGAUGCCCAGCUGGUCCUGCUCCGGCCACGGCGGCUCAUGAACGCCAACGGGCGCAGCGUGGCCCGGGCCGCGGAGCUGUUCGGGCUGACGGCUGAGGAGGUCUACCUGGUGCAUGACGAGCUGGACAAACCCCUGGGGAAACUGGCUCUGAAGCUGGGGGGAAGUGCCAGGGGCCACAAUGGAGUCCGGUCCUGCAUCAGCUGCCUCAACUCCAAUGCAAUGCCGCGGCUGAGAGUGGGCAUCGGGCGCCCCCCGCACCCCGACGCGGUGCAGGCCCACGUGCUGGGCUGCUUCUCCCCCGCCGAGCAGGAGCUGCUGCCUCCUCUGCUGGAGCGCGCUGCUGACCUGCUCCUGGACCACAUCCGUGAGCGCAGCCGGGGGCCCUCGUCAGGCCCCUGACACCGGGGGACACAGCUGCCUGCCUGACUGCUGUGCCCACACACCCAGCCACGUCCACAGAGGGGCCACGCCAACCUGUUGUAUCCACUUUUUAUAUAACUCUUCUCUGGGCUGCUCCAGGCCGCCUACGGAUUAAAGGAGGGACUGUGGUUGGAACGGUCCAUUUCUGGGAUGCGGGCUGGCCUUCUCUCUGGGGCUUACUUGGAAGGUAGGAAAACUCCAGGAAGACUAAACUUUUUGAACCUUU